This is a messenger RNA of Otolemur garnettii (small-eared galago), 2120 nucleotides long. RefSeq names its product rabphilin 3A like (without C2 domains) (gene RPH3AL). Gene Ontology annotation, biological process: intracellular protein transport. NCBI's taxonomy places the organism in Eukaryota, Metazoa, Chordata, Mammalia, Primates, Galagidae. Bases 124 to 1035 code for a protein of 303 amino acids. Gene Ontology annotation, molecular function: small GTPase binding. The transcript is spliced from 9 exons. The record is from RefSeq and is a predicted model, not a curated record.
CCACAGUGGUGGGAGGGAGAGCCACCUCCUCCUCCUCCUGUGUAGGCUCCAGCAGGACCUUAUCUGGGUCAAAGCCCCUCCGUUCCUGAUGUGACUUUUACGCUUGGCUGGGUGCACGGAGCCAUGGCUGACACCAUCUUCGGCAGUGGGAAUGAUCAGUGGGUUUGCCCCAAUGAUCGGCAGCUUGCCCUGCGAGCCAAGUUGCAGACAGGCUGGUCUGUGCACACCUACCAAACCGAGAAGCAGAGGAGGAGCCAGUGCCUCAGCCCAGCGGAGGUGGACGCCAUCCUGCAGGUCAUCCAGAGAGCGGAGCGGCUGGAUGUCUUGGAGCAACAGAGAAUCGGGCGGCUGGUGGAGCGGCUGGAGACCAUGAGGCGGAAUGUGAUGGGGAACGGGCUCUCCCAGUGCCUGCUCUGUGGGGAGGUGCUGGGCUUCCUGGGAAGCUCAUCGGUGUUCUGCAAAGACUGCAGGAAGAAAGUCUGCACCAAAUGUGGGAUCGAGGCCUGCCCUGGCCAGAAGCGGCCCCUGUGGUUGUGUAAAAUCUGCAGUGAGCAGAGAGAGGUCUGGAAGAGGUCAGGGGCCUGGUUCUUCAAAGGUCUCCCCAAGUAUAUCUUGCCCCUGAAGACCCCUGGCCGAUCCGAGGAUCCCCACUUCCGACCCCUGCCUGUGGAGCCAGCAGAACAGGAGCCCAGAAGCACUGAGACCAGCCGCGUUUACACAUGGGCUCGAGGGAGAGUGGUUUCCAGCGACAGCGACAGUGACUCGGAUCUUAGCUCCUCCAGCCUGGACUAUAGACUCCCAUACACUGGGGUCAAGGACCCAAAAGGUGACAGACCCUGGGGGGAGUCAGGUAGCAGCAGUGUGGAGACCCCCAGGAUGGGGCUUACCCGCCCACCCAGCCACCUUUCAGGGAGCCAGAGCAGCCUGGCCAGUGAGACUGGGACAAGCUCUACAGACCCACAGGGGGGCACCCUGCCCCGGGGUGACCCCAAGGGCCCUGGCAAAAGACACCCCCGGGGGAGCCCUCACUGCUGAACUUGCUCUAGCAGGCCCCUGACCCUGCCCUGCGCUGAGGAGUGUUUGGCGCCUGGAACAGACUUUUUGGGAAGAUUUCAAGAGAGAAAGCUGGAGCCAGACCCUGCCCGGCUCCUCCCUGGCAGGUUGCAUUCUUGCCAGCAGCCUGUGGGCUGGAACUCAACAAACCAGUGUUGGGGGCUGAAUCUGCUCCCCCCACCCAGUGCCUUUCUUAGUGCGUCUUGCUCUCCUGGGGCCUCCACAGCCCCACACCUCUAACCACUGCCUUGGCCCCACCUUAUUUAUUGCCCUGCCCUGCCCCUGCCCCCCACCCCGUGGUUGUCCUAAGCUUGCUUGUAGCCUGGAUUGGGCUGGAAGGGCCUCAGACCCAUGGAGCCAGUAUGUUGAUCUGGUGGGGCCUUCCCUUAUGCACUGCAUUUUCAGAGGGGCCACCAGAUGGGCCCUUCUCCGUAUUUGUAUUAAUGGCAAGCAGAAAUGUAACCCAGAGCAUUACCCUCCAAAGCUGAGUGUGGAGGGAACCAGAGCGUGUGGAGGGGGAGACCCACCCUCCCUCUCCGUCUCCCAGGAAUUUAAGGAUGAAACGUAGCCCCUUGUUAGGUUUCUUUGAAUCCCUCCCUUGACAUCCCCAGUUUUUGCUCAGCCUCCCUUCCAUCUGAAGAGCUGGGAGCGGUUCUAGAGAAUACUGUGAAUUCACUCACUGGAGAGCAGCCUUGGGCUGAGUCCCCAGCCAGGGCACGUGGCUCCCCCAGCUAUCAAUUCACUUCUCUUCAGUAGGCUGGGUUUGGCAUGAAAAAUAAUUCAGAGUACAGGCAAAUGUCUCUGGAAAACCCUUCCCUGAGGAGAGAGAAUGUAUGUGUGCGUGUGACAGAGAGAGAUAGUGACCGACCACAUCCUGCCAUCCUCUCUGCCCCUGCACCACCCCGGGCACCCUGUCCUGGAAGGGCCUUCUCUCCACAUCAGGAGUUCUCAGGCCGCACCCAGGAGCUUUUUGCCCUUGCUUCUGUCAGAUGGUAAAGAAGCUCACUGCUUCCCUGUGACACGUUAUGCUUUAGAAUUAACACAAUAAAGAUUAGAAUUUGCAUUGA